Messenger RNA from Phacochoerus africanus (Common warthog), 5303 nucleotides. RefSeq names its product formin binding protein 1 (gene FNBP1). Lineage: Eukaryota; Metazoa; Chordata; Mammalia; Artiodactyla; Suidae. The transcript is spliced from 18 exons. Gene Ontology annotation, biological process: signal transduction; endocytosis. Gene Ontology annotation, molecular function: protein binding. The coding region runs from base 265 to 2205 and encodes 646 amino acids. The record is from RefSeq and is a predicted model, not a curated record.
CCUCGCUCUCCCGGUGUAGGGCGGGCGGGCGCUGCGGCGACCGCGGCUGCUGCUUCCUCGGGCCAUUUUGCUGAGGAGAGACGGGGAGGAGGAGCCGCCGAGGAGACCCGAGCCGAGGAGCGGCGAGCCGGAGGAGGCGGCGGCGGCGGCGCGGGCACGGGCUUUCCUCGAUCGCGGGGAUCUCGAGGGGCGAAGGGAUCGCCGGGGAGCGGGACCGGAGAGCCGCGCCUGCCGCGCGGCGCGCCCCUUCCCGCCCCCUGCACCAUGAGCUGGGGCACCGAGCUCUGGGAUCAAUUUGACAACUUAGAAAAACACACACAGUGGGGAAUUGAUAUUCUUGAGAAAUACAUCAAAUUCGUAAAGGAAAGGACAGAGAUUGAACUCAGCUAUGCAAAGCAACUCAGGAAUCUUUCGAAGAAAUACCAACCUAAAAAGAACUCAAAGGAGGAAGAAGAAUACAGGUACACGGCGUGUAAGGCUUUCCUUUCCACCCUGAACGAGAUGAAUGAUUACGCGGGGCAGCACGAAGUUAUCUCUGAGAACAUGACCUCCCAAAUCACGGUGGAGUUAGCACGCUAUGUCCAGGAACUGAAGCAGGAGAGGAAAUCGCACUUUCAUGAAGGACGGAAGGCACAGCAGCAUAUAGAGACUUGCUGGAAGCAACUAGAAUCAAGCAAAAGGCGAUUUGAGCGGGACUGCAAAGAGGCCGACCGAGCCCAGCAGUACUUUGAGAAGAUGGAUGCUGACAUAAACGUUACAAAAGCAGAUGUCGAAAAGGCACGACAACAAGCUCAACUCCGUCACCAGAUGGCAGAGGACAGCAAAGCAGAUUACUCAUCAAUUCUUCAGAAAUUCAACCAUGAGCAGCAUGACUAUUACCACACUCACAUUCCCAACAUCUUUCAGAAAAUACAAGAGAUGGAGGAGAGGAGGAUAGGGAGAAUUGGAGAAUCAGUCAAGACGUAUGCUGAACUGGACCGGCAGGUGAUUCCAAUCAUUGGGAAAUGCUUGGAUGGAAUAGUAAAGGCAGCCGAGUCAAUUGACCCGAAAAAUGAUUCACAGCUGGUGAUAGAAGCUUAUAAGUCUGGGUUCGAGCCUCCCGGAGACAUUGAAUUUGAGGAUUUCACUCAGCCGAUGAAGCGUACCGUGUCCGACAACAGCCUUUCGAAUUCCAGAGGAGACGGCAAAUCAGAGCUCAAAUUUGGGGGCAAAUCCAAAGGAAAGUUAUGGCCGUUCAUCAAAAAAAACAAGCUUAUGUCCCUUUUAACAUCCCCCCAUCAGCCUCCCCCUCCCCCUCCUGCCUCUGCCUCACCCUCUGCUGUUCCCAACGGCCCCCAGUCUCCCAAGCAGCAAAAGGAACCCCUCUCCCAUCGCUUCAACGAGUUCAUGACCUCCAAACCCAAAAUCCACUGCUUCAGGAGUCUAAAGCGUGGGACUCAGUCUCUCUGUUUUCACAAAGAACUCAUGAAGAGGACGAUAGGGAAACCCACGUAUGCUUUUGAAGCUAGGGAGUAUGUUCUUUCUCUCAAGCUGGGGGCGACACCGGAAGAUUUUAGCAACCUCCCACCCGAACAGAGAAGGAAAAAGCUGCAACAGAAAGUCGACGAAUUAAAUAAAGACAUUCAAAAGGAGAUGGAUCAAAGAGAUGCCAUCACAAAAAUGAAGGACGUCUACCUGAAGAAUCCACAGAUGGGAGACCCCGCCAGUCUGGAUCACAAAUUAGCAGAAGUUGGCCAAAACAUAGAAAAACUGAGACUAGAGGCCCAGAAGUUUGAGGCCUGGCUGGCCGAGGUGGAGGGCCGGCUCCCCGCACGCAGCGAUCAGGCCCGCCGGCAGAGUGGGAUGUACGACCUGCAGAACCCACCUGCGGUCAACAAUUGUGCGCAAGACCGGGAGAGCAGCCCAGAUGGCAGUUACACGGAGGAGCAGAGCCAGGAGGGUGAGGUGAAGGUGCUGGCCACGGAUUUCGACGACGAGUUUGACGACGAGGAGCCCCUUCCUGCCAUAGGGACCUGUAAAGCCCUCUACACAUUCGAAGGUCAGAACGAAGGAACCAUCUCGGUGGUGGAGGGGGAAACACUGUACGUGAUCGAGGAGGACAAAGGCGACGGGUGGACCCGCAUCCGCAGAAACGAGGAUGAAGAGGGCUACGUCCCCACGUCAUACGUCGAAGUCUAUUUGGACAAAAAUGCCAAAGAUUCCUAAAGGUGGUUCCGGGAGCCAGAGCCUCGGGUGAGCCCUCCCAGGAGAAACCCUUCGGUCCGCUUGUCUCCACAGGCCUGGGCGCCCGGGGAACAGACCGCCUGGGGCUGGGCUGGCACAGUGUGGCCCUCGGAACCUCCGCCUGAAGUGACGUCCCCACGCCGUGCAGCCGCUUGCCUUUUUCUCUCUUUGUUUCUUUGUUUCUUUCUUUCUUUUUUUUUUUUUUUUGACAGCAUGUUCCUCGUGGCCCAGCUCCUCCCCUGGCCCAGGGCGGCCACCUCUGCAGGUGGCAGGUCUGUCCCUGUCCUGGUCCCCCAGCCCUCACGCGUGGCCCCUCCUUUCCCAGGGGCCCUGCCUCGGCCCUCAGUCCACUGGGCGCGUCCCGGCCCGUCCAGGGUUCACACUGUGCCUUUUGCAAAAACUUUGCCACUGGUCUCCUGGGGAGACCAACAGAAUCUGGACGAGGAGGGCCGGGCCUGCGCCAGGGUGACUGGGCGCCCCGGUCCCCGAUGUGCUCCCGUUAGAAAAUACUCGUCUCUUCCCAAGGCCUGUGAGGAGCCAGGGGUCCCUUUCUGACUGUGGGUCCUCACCUCUUACUAAACGUUGGCCCUUGCAGCGUUUCCCGGCCUGAGAGUGUCCGUGGAGCGCGCACACACACACACACACACACACACGCACACAUGCACACACACAUGCUGUUUGGGCUCUGUCUGGAAGAGUCCACACCGGAAGUCAAAUUCCAGCUUUUGUAAAAAGACCAAAAAAAUAUAGAUAAAAUUCCAGCUCUUGGGCCAGCGCCGCAGUCUUGCCCGUGUCCACCUUCCAUGGGGUCAAGGAAGGUGCCAGCCCACUUCGCCCCGAGGUCCCCCUGUUCGCGGGAAGGGCAGCUCGUGACCGAGCGUCUCAGCUCUGCAUUAGCUCAUUGCCAAGGGCAAACGCCCCCCUUUCCACCAUCUCCAACUCCCGCGUUGUAGUGUUCUAGUACUUUCCUCACCCCCUGCUUCUCGUGGUCCCAUCAAGUGAUCAUGUGGUUGGAGCGUCUGCGUUUUACCACGUGCUCUCCGGGCCACGCGGAAUUCAUCGAGUUUGGUUUUGAGCUAAAUUUCCUUCCGCUUACGGAUCUUUGAGGAAACGUGAGGUCAUGGAGCCCGUGGCCACUCAUGCCUUAGAGUUGCUUCUCUCCUUUCCUGGUGCAGAAACAGUCAAGGGAGAUCCUUGGCUGUGAGUUUCUGGAACACGAUGCCGUCAGAAGCCCAGCGAUGCACUCGGGCAUCUUUCUCCUUUUGUUCGGCUUUUGGUAACCGCGUGGUCACCUGGGGGACGCCCAGGGCUCCCCAAUGCUUGCGAAUCUAAGACCAGGUCUUAGAGGAGCCUAAGGGACAGGGACAGAAAGGACAGGUCCUGAGGGUUGGGCCUUCGUUCAGGGGUAGGAAGAGGGUUCCUUUCAGCAAACCCCAGGGUUGACCACACUCCAGCCUCCGGAAGCGGCUCAGUUAACCCUGGUUGGCAAGAGACCACCAGCCAGCGAACGCCAGGAACAAACAGGGGAAGAGGAAGUGGCUUCCGAUUUGAGCGAGUGAGCCUGAAUCCUCUUUCACUCUUUCUUCCCCAGCCGUGGGCAUCUGGGCGCUGCUCCAUCAGCACCCCCGGGCGGGGGGGCGGGGAGGGGGGCGGCCCCAUCCUCGCAUGCUCCUUGGUUGAGAGAAGACCAUCUUGGCUGAUGACAGUGAAGCCAGGAGGCCAAAAGGCGAGUAGAGUCAGGGCCUCACCUGUGUCCCUGCAAACCAGCAGGGGCGCGGUCCCUACGGGCCAUCCCAGUGGCCCCACCAAAGGCUCCUCUGUCAGUGGGGUGGCCAGAUGUCUCUAGGAACUUCUGAAUUUCACCAAGUCAAGCUGCCCACUCUCCACUCCACAAGGAUUCUAAAUGUUUUUUUUUUUUUUUAAUCUGAUUUUAGAACCUCGGUAAUGCAUGUGCAUUGCGUCUUUCAUAUUAGGGGCCAGGAUAGAUUAAUGUUUUACAACAUAGAGGAAAAGAUAUAAGCUGCAGUAAUUUGUUCUUUUUGGUGUCCAUUAAACCCAAUAUAGAGUAUGCUGGUAUCCUCUUGUGUUCCCUGUGCCUUUUUUUUUUUCCUCUCCUGUACCACUUGCGUCCAAAAAGGAAUGGAUAACAAGUGCUUUUCAAUGUUAACUUUGGUGUUUGCUUCUCCACCGUCUGUGUGGCAAUGGGGAGAGGGCAGGCCUGUAUCAGCUGAGCUUAUUAGAGGAAAUAAGUUAUUAUAGGAUAGUUGAGAUAUUACCAUUUUCUCUGGGAAUCCUACUGUGAAAUCAUCUAUGUAUUAUUACGGAGCAGUUCACUUAGAGUAGAACCUGGAAUUUCUCACGUGCUUCUCAGCCCUCCCUCGUCUCCUCUGCCCGUCAUUUCUCCUCCGAUGCUAGAACAUUGUUGUAAGAAUGACUCAUUUUUUAAAGAAGCUGCCCUUAAAAUAACUUAAAAAAAAAAAAGAGAGAGAGAGAGGAACUUGUCAUUUACCCAAUUUUUCCUUUGCAGGAUGGGAAGCAAGAAAAAGGCAUGGGAAGCUGUAAUGGGAUUUUUUUCCUUUGGGUUUUUAUCAGAUCAUCUUGAAGCUUUCAGGUUGUUAAGACAGAGGAGCCUGUCUCCCAGCGGUAGCGCGGAGGCCUCUAAGGCCGUUUGGUCACAUCUGUAAUUACUGAGGAAAAGUUAACCGAACAUGAAAAAGUUAUGCUGAUGUUAAGUAUUUUCCCAGAGAAGUCGAUUUCACACUUCCUAAUGGCUCUGCCUCCUGUGCUUCUGUCAUCAGAAAACCUCUUGAAGAAGUGAUCCAAAUUUCUGUUUUAACCUGAUCUUGGGCAACCGCUAAACUUCAGGGUUUAUUUGUGUGUGUGGCACGAAUUCUACCCUUUGGAGGCAUUUCGGUGUUGCGAUGGCCCAUUGCCGUUGUAAAGGUUCUGGAAUGGCCCCUGUGUCUCUGGAGAUGGAAUUAAACCAAAUAAAGUGCUUCCAUUGGAAGGCUUCUAUUGACCUUGUAACUAUCUGUUAAUCCUCUAAAUGUUAAAUAAAAGUAUAACUUCUGGCACGGUUA